AACGAGAGAAAAACACACACAUGCACACAGACGUGCACGUGUGUGAUAAGUAAAGAUGAAGUUGGAACACUGAGUGAACAUGUCCCAGCUUGAGCUCAAGGCCUCAAGAUACACACAGAGUACACAAAAGGAAUGCGGCAGGAUACCUGGUACCGUCUGUGAAGAGCAGAGGCAUAACAAAGAAUUAUGGAUCCUGGAUCAGGGGGGCAGCAGUGAACCAGAACUCUUGUCCUGAAACUGUCAAGAUCAAAUCAUAAACCACUUUCUUAAAGAGUUAAAGUGAAACAGAUAGCUUAGUGUAUUUUACUACAGGAAGCCUGCUCUAGUUUUUAAAUUUUGCCAAUAUUUGAACAUUUCCAGGGACAAAUGUUAACCAAUAGGUGGCAGCAAUUCUGAAACAAUGUCAACUGCCAUAAAAAAAAAGAACAGGAAAUGAUUGCUGGCAGAGAGGAAGAGACUUGUUAUUAACUAUUACCAUUUUAGGAAAAAUCAGAAGAAUUGCAAAGAACUUGUGAAUGGGAACCGACGUCAUACUCAAACAUUAUGUAACUGUCAGCAAUAAAACACAGUAAUUAAUGUACUGUCUGAGAAUCAACUAGUGAAAGUACAGCCUUGUAGUCAGUUAUUUUGUUCCACUGCAGGUACUGCAUAAUACAGCCACGUCAUAUUUGUAUGAUUUGACUCGGAUAUUUGUCAUUUUCUCCUAUUAAACAUCAGCAAAAUGACAGUCUGAUGUGCAGUUUGCAGAAUAAGCCACAUGGUGGUGCCAGAGUAAUUCAACACGAUGGUUCAUCAGCGUUGGUUGUAAUCAGUUCACGUUUUUGUUUCUGUACAGGUCAAACACGCGUCCAAAAAAGAAAGAGAAAAUAAAACGAAGCGUGUUGUUGUUUACAUUUUUGAAGGUUUUUUAUCCUUUACAUUACUCUAUACCACAAACAUCCAAUUAUACAGAUCUGUAUUUUUCUCAAAUCUACUUUAAGGAGUUCCUUUUUACCCAUAAUGCCUUUGCACUGUUCACAUGACAUUUGCAGAGUUUGUUUUGUAUUUGGUGUGCACUUUAACGCAAUUCAAGAACCUGAAUGUGUCUUCUCUUGUCUUUGUAAUUAUCAUAUUUAAAAAAAAUAGUAACGCACAAAAACUUUAAAAAGCAGGAAGCAUCAUGAAAUGUUCAACGUCUAGCAGUGAAAGUAGCAGUGACAGGACAAUAGUGACCAAUGAUAAGAUGUCUAGAGGACAUGCAGGACUCUUCUCUGUGGUUCCUCCUUUUGUGUAUCCCCGCCACGCCUCCAGGGGUCGCCUUGGCAACAGGUUUUACUGCCCGCAGCCAUGAAAGUACAGCUUUGGCUCCAGUAAUGAGAGCAAAGCAGUUCACUGGAUGGAACAGUAGACACUUCUGCAGUGACUGAAAAAAGGAAGGGUAAAAAAAGUUGGCUUUUUUUCUUCGUUUUAUCAACUGAGAGGACAAUAAAAAGAAAACAAAGAGAAGUUUUUUCCCUUUUCUUUGUUGCUUUGGUUUUGGCUAUGCACAGAUUCGUUUUCCCAAGAUGUUGACUGAAAAGGACUGAAAGAAUUCGGGAAAAGGCAGCACUGGAAGUGAAAGGAUGCAUUGUCCAAUCAAAGAAGAGGAGAUGGAAACAAGGCGGAGGAGAGGAAAUACAGAGCAUUGCCGAGUUUUAGGAGUGUUGGAGGAGAUGAAGGUUUUUUAUUCUGACACCAUGACAGGAUGGAGGGGAGCCAUCACUGAGUGGGAAGCCACCAUCGAUGAGUGUCCACCAGGGGGCAGAAAUCAGCAACUGCAAUCAACAACAGACAUUGAUGUUUCUCCAAACUCCAUCAGCGACACCUUCCAGUGUUUGGCUGAUGACAUGCAGAAAAUCAUCAACAAAGUGAGCACAAUCAUAACCAAACUGGAGCCAGAGAUUCUGCCAGCACCUGUAGAAGUCACUUCAAGUCUGGAUGAAACCUGUAAGGAGACCACGGAGCCUGUAUCACACGAAUCUGUGUCCUGUGUGCCUCAACAGGAGGCUGAAGUUGAACCUGAACAAUGCUGUGAAGGCCUGUCAGCAGACAGCCAACAAACUACAGACUCUACCGUCUGCAGCUCAGACUCCAGUGCUGCAAACAAGACAGAAAGUCAAACAGGGAUCCAAGGUCAGGGGACUGACAAUGAGGACUGUGUUUCUACUGUGUGUCAAAAGGAUUUACUACAGAAUGCAGGAAGACAUGCAGAGAGGGCAGAGGUCAAGGUCAAAGAAGAGACAAGGAGAGAAUGGAUCACAGUGGGGCUGACUGGUGAAAUGGAGGACGGCCAAUCAAACGUUCCGGAUGCCUGCUUCAUCCAGGCUCCAGCUGGUGCAGCUGAGGUCCUGAGGUGUGAAAUGGCAGAAGCCUUCAGCAGCUUCAUGGUGGCCGGCUCAGAGGAGCUGGUCAGCAGGGUGAUCAGGAUUAAGGUCCAAGGUCAGGCCAAGUUCCCCUUCCCUGUGACUGUGAGCAUGCCUUUCUGCACCCGAUACCAUGGCGUCUACAGGGAUGUUGUUGUGAAGAUUGUAGAUGGAGAGCAGAGGGUGAGCUACAUCACUCCUGUAACAACAGAGGGAGUGUGUGGUCAGAAGGGCUCAUUUGCAGAGGUGAAGGUCUACUCCCUGGGUCUCUUUGCAGUGGUGUCCUGUCUGAAACGAGAACACUACACAGUUCCCAGAAGGGGUUUGUCACUCAAGCUGCCAAUGGACGCUCGUGUGUGUCUCAACUACCUCCCAGGAUCGUUUACUUAUCCAGUGAUGGCACAAACCAUGAUCCAGCCUUUAGACACUGUCCUCCUGGCAAACGUCAGGGCCAGAAGUGACAUCUAUUACUCAGUGGUGUCUACCAGUUCACUGCUCUACCUCAGCCAUCCAAACUCACAGCUUCUGAGGAGGCCACUCACCAUCACCUUACCCUGUCCCCCAAACCCUGAAAAGAGAUGGAGGAUCAGAGGACAGGGGAAAGGAAGACACAAUCAACAAAUCAGUCCUCUCGCUCUGACAUGGGAUCAACCUGCUUCUCCUUACCCUAGAGUGAGAAAACUGGAAGCCUCUCUGAUAUCCCCGGAGGAACUGUCGGAUGAGCUGGUCGUUCUGUGUUCUCGGGACAGACAGUGGAACGUUCUGGAGAAGGUGACAGUCAGAAACCAGCAGAACGGAUUGGUGUCGUUUGAGGUGAUGGAGAACUUCGACAGACUCCUGGUGGUUCGUCUCUCCUCCCCACUGCAGCCCUGUCACCUCACCUCCUUGGCGGAGGAGCUGGAGGAGUCGGUGGGCUGUCACUCCGUCGCCGUGGUCCUCCAGCGUCCACAAAAUGAUCCAUACACCGUCCUAUUGGCUGCGCUGCCGAGCAGGGACCUGAGCUGGGAGCUGAGCAGACUGAGGUGUGGGAGUAACGGUGGUCUUCUGGAGACCUCGUCUCAGAUCUCCAUGUGUGAAGGAGAUCAGCUCCUCCUGUGCUUCAGUGGCAACAUCACCUCCACCAGAACCCUUGAAAACCAAAAUGGUGCCCCGCAGGAGCGAAUCACCUUUCACGCUCAACGCACCAAUCAGUUGUCUGUGCGUCUGACUGAAGUGGACACAUUUGGAAACUACAGCUCAGCACACUAUAAAGGGACAGUGCAGUUUUAUAAGGUGAGCAGAGGUCAGGUGGAGUGGAGAGGAGACACAGCUGGGCUGAAGGAUAGAAGGAUGCUGCAGGAUGCUGUGUGUUCACUGCCUCUGACUUUACCCAAGAAAGUGAGGACCAUUAAUCGACCGAUCACAGCCAAGGUGAAGUUAUGUGAGGAGACAGACUCCCUGUCGGACUCUCUUCUUCUCUGGUUGGCUGGGAAACUGUCAGAGGAGGAAGUAGCCUCGUUGGUUCUGUCCCUGCGUCUCCGCCGUAGUACCACUCAGCUUGUAAGGCGACGGUCAGGGCCCAGUGUGUCCACCCAGGCCUUUAACGUCCUGACCAUGUGGAGGAGAGGUCAACCGGCCGCUGCACACCAACACAAGGCCUCACAGCUGGCCCAGUGUUUGUCAAAGAGCGGGAGAGCGGAUCUGGGCCGGGAGCUGCUGCUGAGACAGAAUGCAGCCAUGAGACAGGGAUCACCGACCUGAAGACAUACAGUGUAUAAUUACUGAUUAUUUCCUUUUUAAUCGGACCUACAGUACCCAAUAUUAGCCACCAGAGAGCAGCAUUGGACUGUAAGGAAUUAUACACCGGCUACAAAAGAGACACUGGUGAAGCCUAAUAUUGUUAGUACGUAUGUGAAAGA
Cynoglossus semilaevis (tongue sole) is the source of this 4279-nucleotide messenger RNA. It is a transcript of the gene dthd1, whose product is annotated as death domain containing 1. The record is from RefSeq and is a predicted model, not a curated record. NCBI's taxonomy places the organism in Eukaryota, Metazoa, Chordata, Actinopteri, Pleuronectiformes, Cynoglossidae. The transcript is spliced from 10 exons. Bases 1602 to 4121 code for a protein of 839 amino acids.